UCGAAACCUUCCUGUUCGAGGCAUUCAGUCUUGUCAUAGCGUUGUGGAAGGCCGUACGAGUUGCAUUUGGUGGUUGUGAAAAGCGUGCGCUUUUCUGUGUUUCCCGUGAGGAAAAUCUGUGUUCGUUUUUCGUAAUUAUAUUCAUUAUAUAUCGUCACCAGUGCCUGCAAAGGGCGGGUUAGCGUUGUGUUUUUAGGCGGAACAAUUACUUUGCAAAAGGGAAGGAAACAAUAUUACGGACAAUAUUACAAAUCAGCAAUCUUGAAAAGGAAAGGAUCCCCAUGCCUUUUUGUGUGGGGGCUAGUGCGUGCGGAAUAAAUUCCCUGUUGCUGCAAUCGGCGUGUGUCAUCACACAGUGCUGCUAAGGAAAGCAUAUGGUCAGAACGAGAUCGCAAACAAUAGAAGCAGUUCAGCAACAGGUAAAAGAGCUUUCACUGGUGCGUGGUGGCGUGUAUCGCGCAGGGGCGUGUGAUCCGCGCUGAACAAAAGCCGUACAUUCGUCGUAUAUUGUGCUGCCGGCGGACAAACCACAACCGGGACAAGAUAGGCACCCACGCGCCCCAGAUCCUGCCCGUGAUGGAGAAGGGCAAGGAUGGCGUUAUGCCGGUGGUGGCACCAUUGGAUAAUGCGGCCGCGGCACAGAUCGUCUGCCGGUUCUAUCAGUACGGUACGUGCCGGUUCGGUAGUACCUGUCGCUUCAUCCAUCCCGUUCCGGAACCGUCCGGAACGCACGGUAGCAGCUGUAGCAGCAGCAGCAGCAGUAACAGCAGUUUCGUAACAGCAACCACCAGCCCGACCGAUGUUGUACACACGCAAACGGACGCAAAGGAGGAAACGGUGAGCGAUACCAAGCUAAAGUCAUACACAUCCGAUCUGUCCCGCUGGAUCGAUGCGCCCAUUUUUGUGCCCAAGUCGCAACUCACCGGCCAGCCUCGGAGGCAACAGCGCAAGAGUGUGGAUGAGAAAAAGGUGACAAAGGCAGAGAAUGAUGAGGAGGAGGAUGAGGACGAUGAGGAAGAGGAGGAGGAGGAACCAGAUUUGGACGAUGACGAGCGAAAUAAUGAGGCUGACAAUGAGGCAGAUAAUGAGGAAGAGGAGGAGGAAGAGAGCGGUGCGGUAGGGUAUGCUCAAUCGUCCUUAAUGUCCUACGCGAACGUAGUGACGAUGAACAACAAUCACAACGGCAAGGAUAUGAAACGAACACCCGGCCAGCGGGAGUUUUGCCUUCAGCAUGAAAAGUUUGGCAAAUGUCUAGUGACCGGCUGCCAGUUCGUGCACGGUGAGCUGUGCGAGUUGUGCGAAAAGUAUUGUCUCGAUCCGGAGGAUAAGGAGCAGCAGCGUAAGCACAAUGUCGACUGCAUUCGGGAGCACGAGCUGGAGAUGGAGCAUGCGUUCGCGGUACAGCGCUCGCGGGAUAAAACGUGCGGCAUCUGUCUGGAGGUGGUAAUGGAGAAACGGGCCCGCGAGCAACGGUUUGGCAUACUGCCGAACUGUAAACACACCUUCUGUCUCGGCUGCAUCCGCACCUGGCGCAAGGCAACGAAUUUUGCCAACAAAAUCAAAAGAAGCUGUCCAACCUGUCGCAUACCAUCGGAUUUCGUGUGUCCGAGCUUUGUGUGGGUUGAGUGCGGUGAGGAGAAGGAUCGGCUAAUCGAAAACUACAAACAAGCCUGCAACAAUACCGACUGUAUGCACUUCAAGAAGGGUACCGCCAACUGUCCGUUCGGCAACAAGUGCUUCUACCGGCAUGCGCUACCAUCCGGCGAGCUGGUCGAUUUGGGUGCACCGUCCCGGCGGCGCAACCCACACCGGGGCCGGGACCGCGAUAUGGACCAUGCCGAUACGCUGCAGCUGCAGGAAAUCUUUGCCACGCUGCUGGCACCCCGCAGCUGGGUGCUGGAGGAGUACAUGAUGUCGUUGUUUUCCGAGCUGGAAGAAUCGGACGACGAUCUAGAGUUCUUUUCCGGCCGAGGGGGCGGUUUCCCGUCGGACGAUUCCGACUACACAGAUUAUUUUUGAUCCCGAUCCGAUAUGAUCUGAUGUGUGUGCGGCAUCGCAGCAGGAAGGUGCGGAAAUAGAAGCGAAGCGGUUGGGUGGAGUUAAAACACAGAUGAAGAGCCAAAGCAAAUUAAACAAAACAAAAAAAUCACACAUAAAAGAAAUGCACGCGCGCGCACGCAUGGAAUGACGUUUAAAAAGUACAACCCGUUGGUGUAAUUGAUCGUCGUUCCAACGUUUAUACAAACAUUUGUUGUGUGCGCCGAUCCUUAUUAUCAUUAGCUCAUAAUAUUAUUAAUCAGAAGUAGGCGAAGAACCGGAACCCGGAUAUAUGUAUGUAUGUGUGUGUGCUACGUGUACGAGUGGAUAAGAGCGAAUAUUCGAAGCAUCGAAACGAAACUGCAGGAAACGAUAUUAUCUAUUCUUCUACAACAAAACAAGAACGCUCAAAAACGAAAUAUGAAGAGUUUGAAAAAAAAAACAAACAGGUUCAGCCUGCUGUUCUCCCUCCCCCAUUUGCUCGUUAAGCCAUGAAGCUAAAGAUUCACGCACGAACACGAAGCGGUACAGCAUUCCAUACCCCCGAAUUAUGUUGCCCCCGUUUUGUCACCACAAAAAUAUUUCUCCCGUUUUUUUUGUUUUCGCAUGUUUCAAACGCAACAAAUGCCAGCAUAAAAAAAAAACGUAACGGGCAGUAAACGCGGCUAGAGGAAUAUUGGUGCAACGAACACAAAACGUUAACGCUUCCGGAGUUUUGCAAAAUGGCGCGUGCACGUUCUGGCAAAAAAAAACACUCUUCGUUCCUUCCUGUAAAUCCAAAUCAAUCUACCUCACCGUACUCAAAUACCUUUUACCAGCGCGCACGGUCGGCGAAUAAUGAGCACAGAUUCCGGUACAGCCGCGCGAGAUAUUGUGUUCGCUUGUUUGAAGAGGGGACGCGUUGAUUCGAGGCUUUUUUUGGGUUAGGGAUAUUAUUAUAGACAAUUAGGGAAAAAAAAACCGGGAACGGGAGUUUCGCAGUCUCCUACGCGCAAGUUUGCCAUUUAUUAGCACACUACAGGUUUAACAUUUAAGUGAGCAAAGAGCUGUUGGGUAACGGAAGCUAGGGAAGAGGAGAAAACGAUCAAACGAACUAAGGAACUUGUUUGCUUUUCAUAUACAUUUCUUUUUUUUUUUUUUAAAUCUCUUAUACAUUUGAUAAUGGAACAUUCGCUUAACUCUUAAUAUUCCUUUUGCGAUUCCGCAUCAUUGUUUGGAAUGGAAACUACAAACAGCAAUGGAUCGAUUUCUUAAUUUGCAAGUACGUCUAGCAUGCCCUUCGUGCGAACUCUGCUCCGGUACUGCUUUACCCCUGCGUAAAAGUGUAUUGCCCGGAAGGGGAGCGACGGUUACAAAAAAAAGGGGAAAUGGAAUGGGCAACACGUUGGAAAAUGCUCGCUUAGUACAAAACAGUAGCAAAAUGUAUUCGAAAUUCUUUAAAAAAAAGUACACACAAAAUUUAUGAAACUUUUUUUUUAAACACUGCUGCUCGUGUAGCCUAUUAGAAGCGAUUUAACUUUUGUUGUUAUUGUAAUUUAACACUUUCGAAGUUACAGAAGCAGAAGGAUGCGUAUUUAUGCUUUGUAGAAGGAAGAAAAAAAAACACGAUCCUAGAUAUGUAUUUUCGGUUUUAGAUCGCAAGCGUUCUUGUAUUUAGUUUGGAAUGUGUAUGUCGCGUUUAGUUUUGUGGAACGCAAUCGAAUCGAAGAAUUAAGCGCGCUGAAUGGCUUUUGCGGGCGGAAAACAAAAGCAAACAAUAUAUCUUACUCUGUACUCUUGUCGCUGGUCGAACAAACGAAAAGCCCCCGGACCAGGCACCCAAAAUUUGAUAUGGGGUGUUGUAAUGCCUAAAAUGGGGGAAAAAUAUCUAAAUCGUCUAGGGCAGUGAUCUCCAACCUUGUGGUUUUUGUGGAAGAAAUUUUUGCGGCCCUUGAACCGAUCGUUUGAAACAUUUUAGUCAUGCGCCAGGUUUAAAAAAUUUUGCUGUACGUAUUUAUUCUACACGCUGUACUUAUUACUCAAAUCAAUCAAAAUGUAAAGAAAUAGAAGAAAAAACAACAUGCAAUAUCUCGAUCGUUAGAAAAAAAAAAGAUUAGAUAGAUAGAAAUAGAACAAUAUUGUCAGUUAAUUAAUAAUUUGAAGACCUAAUUUGCCACUCUCAUUCACUCUCUUCUCUUGUUGGCUUUAAAUGUCUGUAAAAUGUUUAAAUGCUUUAAAUGUCAUGCCGUUCAUUUCUGGCUUACUAGACUUAUUUUACCACGUAGCUGGGGGACGGUCCGGAUGGGAUUUGAACAAGGUCCUGCCGUGUGGGACCGGCGCCGUUUAUCACAUACACCACCUGGCCUCCAUUCACUCUCUUACGAUCAAAAUCGAUUUCAAUUUAGAAUUCUUUGAGUUAUUGUAUGUACAAGAAUUUCAAUAUGUGGACCUCUAAGAGACGAAAGAAUGAAUUAUCACAGCUUCUGUAAACAAUUUCAACCACAAUGAACCAAAAAAAAGGUUGGAGAGCAAUGGUCUAGCAACAAGCGACGAACCCGGAUAUGUAGCAAAGGAUAAAGCAAAGCUCCUAAUCGAAUGAACGAGAAUUUAACGUUAACAUUGGAACUUGGAAGCACAUUAGCCAUUGGGGGGUAUCAUUCUCACCCACCAAAUUAAAAAUAUGAAAUAUUACUAACUAGUGCAUACUCACGAAUUACUUGAUUUUUGUGAUACGAUAUAUUGUUUCUCCUAUAGCUUUUAUACAAAAAUGGCGUUUUGCGAGAUAAGGUGUGACGUAGGGCAGGGUAAACAAGUGUAUCAGAAAAAAAGGGGGGAAAAAUGAGUGAUAAACAAAAAAUGCGAAGGGAAAGGAAAUGAUGUGAAAGAGCAAAAGUGUAGACUUUUCCAGCAAACCUAUAACCCCGAUCGGGCACACACAAUGAGAGGCGAAAGUGGUCGUAUGCAUCGCCUUUAUUUUUAAUUACAAAUGCAAAAGAGGAUUCUAAAUCGAAAAAAAGCUAAAAAUCAAACCUUGUUAUACGUGUUUGUUACGUUUGAUUUUUUGCUUUCCCCCCCCGGUUGCCCUUCGUACACACCCUCGCGUUAAUCAUUACAGUAUCUUCGUUACUAAGUAAGCUAACCCCAAUUAGUGCGAUAAGUUUUGUGAAGCGAAGUGAGCCGAAAGCGGGAAAAUACAACAAAACCAUGAAUUUUUUCGCGUGUCGUUUGUGCCGGGAAAGGAGGGAAGAAAACAACAAAAAAAAGAAGGUGUAUAUGGUGUGCAACAUUAGUGAAGAUAUCAAAUCUAACCAUAAAUGUGACCGAUCCACGGUACUUUCUGCUUACCUUCUUGGCUUGUAAUGCCUCGACAGUACGAAAAACAUAUAAAAACCAACCAACGACAACAGAAACAAACACAUGACCCACAGAAAAAAGAGAAAAAAACGAAACAAACGCUUGAAACAAACUAUACCCAAAGGUGGUGACCUAAAGUGGUUUAAAAGUUGGUUUGAAGGUUAAGGAGAAAAAGAAAACCCAUCAGCCACACCCGGAGGGGUCUUUGUGAUCUAACAAAUAGCCGUAUAAAUGAGAUUCAUGCUGUACAUUUUGGAACAUGGAAUGUAAAAAAAGAAGAAAUCAGAAAAUAGUAUGUACGGGAGUACUCGCGUGUGUGUGUGUGAGAGAGAGAAAGAGAGAAAUUAUGAAAACAGCAAAACGUAUGAUUGAAGUGUAUGACAAAUGUGUAUGCCGAAGGUAAAACAAAACGAAACAAACAAACAAAACAAAAAAAAACAUGAAAGUAAAUCAUAGAUGCCUUAAGGUUUGGUUUUAAACUGGUAAAAUCAGCAAUUAGUAAGCAGUAGUGUAACACACCAUAUAUGGAAACGAAAUCAAACACAGAACACAAGAUUGUGAAAUACCUACAUUACGACAAAAAGGUGAAGAAGAAAUACAAAAAACAAAACAAAAAAGGCAAAGCUAAUUUUUGCGUAAAAUUGUAAACCAAACCAAAAGAGAGAGAGAGAGAAAGAGAGAACAAAAACAGUUCAUAAACAGCCCGCUGAAGUAAAAUUAAACUUAAAGAUGUAAUAAAAACGAAUUGAAGGAAGAAAUCACGACUAAAUGAAUAUGAUAUACAAAGCAUGUAAAAAAAAGGACACACCUGAGGAGGAGAGUGAUCGCAAUGCCUACUUGGCGCGAUGGAUGGCGAGGAUUAAUUUUGUCCGUUUUAAACAGUUGUCGGGCUCUUUGGUUAGAUUGCUUACAGUUAGUAACUACCCUAAUCGUAAUCUGAGUAUAGUUGUCUAUUUACAACCUCUCUCACAAACAAACACAUACACACACACUAACUCAAAGCCCCACAAAACCGUGAAACAUUGAGAAGAGCAGGAAAUAUAUAAUAGAAACUGUUUUUGGCAGGAACUCAUACCAAUGCCAAAACAGUACAGGUGAUAGAAAGAAUUUGUACUCUAUUCUCUGAAUCCUCUGAAAUAUGGCGCUGAAAGAUGCAAACGUAUAAUAUGUAUGGCGUGCAAACUGGGAACUCAGACCCCGCGAAACGUUUGUACGUGAUGCAUCAUUAAAAGAAUGAUCAAAACCGA
Molecule: messenger RNA, 6617 nt
Organism: Anopheles funestus (African malaria mosquito)
Lineage: Eukaryota; Metazoa; Arthropoda; Insecta; Diptera; Culicidae
Product: E3 ubiquitin-protein ligase makorin-2-like
Exons: 4
Coding region: 577-2019 (480 amino acids)
Biological process (GO): protein polyubiquitination
Molecular function (GO): metal ion binding; ubiquitin protein ligase activity
Source: RefSeq, a predicted model, not a curated record